UGUUAGUUGAUCCUACAUGAGCUAUCCAUCUCGAUGCGAUCAAGUCCAGGGGUAUAUCGACCAGCAAUGCAAUAAAGCCCCAGCUCAAAACAAUCGACAAGUGCCAAGUCCAUGACGCAAUGAAAACACCACCACAAUCAUCAACCCACAUUGCACCAACUUCUCUAUACCAUCACCUCCAAAUAAUAGUCCUCUAGUUUACAAACCCGCUGAUAAGUAAAUAUCAAUAAACCCACCGAUACCCCCUUACACAAUGCAAGUCCUCCUCCUCGGCGGCCACGGCAAGGUAGCCCAGAAAUUAACCCCGCUCCUGCUCGCCCGCGCCUGGAACGUCACCAGCGUCAUCCGCAACCCCGAGCACGAGAACGCGAUCCUCGCGUUAGGCAAAGGCGCAAGAGGCAAACUGUCCGUUCUCAUAUCCAGCCUCCAGGACGUGAAAAGCGACGAUGACGCGAAGAAGAUCAUCGACGCCGUGUCGCCGGAUUAUGUAGUUUGGUCGGCCGGAGCCGGAGGCAAAGGCGGCCCCGAGCGCACCUUCGCCAUCGACGAAAAAGCGGCAAAGCACUUCCUUGCUGCGUCGUUCGACUCGCCUCGCGUCACCAAGUUCCUGCUCGUCUCGUGGCUGGGUAGUCGACGGCUCCAUCCGAGCUGGAUGUCAGAUGAGGAUUGGGCGAGUAUUCAGAACGUUUUUAAUAAUAUUCUUCCUGUGUAUGCCAAGGCCAAGCUCGAGGCGGACGAGUACAUGACUGCGUUGGCGGCGCGGCGCAAGCAGUCCGACGGGCCGAAGCUGCAGGCGAUCUGUCUGCGGCCGGGGACGUUGACUGAUGAGCCUGCGACGGGACGGGUGGCACUGGGGAAGACUAGGGGCCAGGGGAAGGUGACGAGAGAGGAUGUUGCCAGAGUGGCGGAUCAGCUGCUGGCCAGGGCGGAUACAGAGGGUUGGUAUGAUUUGUUGAAUGGGGAAGAGCCGAUAGAGGAGGCUGUUGAACGAGUAGCGCGGGGAAAAGUGGAUGCGGUUGAUGGGGAAGAUGUUGAUGGCAUGGUGAAGCGCUUCUUCCCGUGAUUGUGCAGCUUACAGGUUGGCCUUAUAAUGAAGAAACUACGAUUGUCAUGACAGGUAUCCUCAUGUUUCUCGAUGUUCGUUAUAUACAAGAUCUAUUAC
Molecule: messenger RNA, 1162 nt
Organism: Aspergillus novofumigatus IBT 16806
Lineage: Eukaryota; Fungi; Ascomycota; Eurotiomycetes; Eurotiales; Aspergillaceae
Exons: 2
Coding region: 254-1063 (269 amino acids)
Source: RefSeq, a predicted model, not a curated record